CGCAUUGUUACUGCUGUGCAGACCGGACUUGCAUACGAUGUCGAAUCGCUGAGCCCGCCGUCUCUGAAGAACGCUACAGAGGGGCUUUGCAACAACAGCAUAUCCAUGGUACGCUGUUACGAGCGCAACAAUGACUUUCACUUCGAGCUACAAGAGCGCAUCCACGUCACUAUCCCGGAUGAAGGAACGCCGAUUUGUUCGACCUGCCCAAACAACGGUCCUCGCGCUUGUCGACACAUCUGGUGGGUAGACGAUCAGAUUCUGAGCACUGCUGUACCUCGUGAAGCCAGGUCUCGCUUCAAGUACCAAAUCUCCAAUAAAGGGGAGGCUGCCCGUGAGGCUGAGGAUGAUGAGACUCUGAAUUUCCAUACUUGGCUGCAAGACAAGGGUCUUGGGAACCUUGCUCGGCGUGCAGGUUGGUGGAAGCAAGAUCCCAUGGAUCAGCAAGACACUAGAUUGGUUGAGCAAACCGCUACCCAUAUCCUGUCGACUUUCGAGCCUUGCGGGAACGAAGUGAUCAAGCAGGUCAAGUCACAGCCAUUCCUGCUCAUUGCGCUGGGAGCAGCUGUCCCCGAAGAAGAGCGAGAUUUCUUGCAUCUCACAAAAAUCCACAGUCGUAUCGAACGGAUUUUCUUCGACUUUGGUUACUGGAUGGCGAAUCGCACGCCUAUUGACAGCAAUCUCGAUGCUACCGCUGAAGCCCUUCGUGUCGAGGUUGGCCGCCUGCGCUCCUUUAUCAUAGUCCAUGGUCAGAAGAAGAUGGCCAUCUCUCUCCAGAUCAGGAUUGCUGGAAUUCUGCUGUACACUCUGGAGCAGCUGGUCCAAUAUGCAGGAGAUAUCCAGACUAACGCUGCUGUACCCAUUCCGCAAUACUCUGGUCUUAGUCUCCAGGACAGAAGUUUGCUUCACAAGCUGAUCGAUCGCAACUCCCCGAUCGUCUUUGUGCUGCCUGUGCUCGACCUCCUUGAUUCGAAAGUUCUGUACGGUGACAUGAUUCAGGAGAGGGUCGAGGCUCUGGCGGACAAACUGAGAAGUGGCGAGGAACCUUGUCCGCCAGAAUACAUCCGAUUGCUGGAACGUGUUGUUGGACUUGACGAA
Aureobasidium uvarum is the source of this 1098-nucleotide messenger RNA. The record is from the annotation of a GenBank genome assembly. NCBI's taxonomy places the organism in Eukaryota, Fungi, Ascomycota, Dothideomycetes, Dothideales, Saccotheciaceae.